GCCUUCUAAAUACCCAUACAGGUUCUUAAACUAGCGGGACUCCCCCUUUGCUUUUCCUGGUCAAAGUGAAAUGGAAGGAAAUCCAAGGUGUUUUUUCAAGAUCAUGAUGCCUGGUUUCCAGGGAAAAUUGAAUUUGCCGCCAGCUUUCUGUAAGAAGGUAAGGGAAGAGAGAUCAGAUUGGGCCAUUGUAACAAGUCGUAAAGGAAUGUGGAAGAUGAAUGUGUGCAGAAACCCUGAAGGUCUGAUAAGUUUCGUGAAUGGAUGGCCUGAAUUUGUGAGUGAUCAUGGGCUGAGUGUUGGAGACUUUGUUGUGUUCGAACACACUGGUGACUUGCAUUUCAAUGCUGUGGUUUUUGACGUGAGUGCCUGCAACAAAGAGUUUGUUGUGGAGUUCAAGAAAGAGGAUCCUGGUCGACAAGUUCAUUCCAAGUACCAUUCAAGAAACACCAAGAAAGAGGCUCCUGGUCGACAAGUUCAUUCCAAGUACCAUUCAAGAAACACCAAGAGGAAACCAGAUAAGGAAUCGGUUAUCAGCAAAAACCCAUAUUUCGUCCUGACACUAAAACCUUCUCAUCUUCAGAAAUCUGGAAAAGUUACUAUCCCAGCAAAUUUUUCGAGGUCAAAUAAUCUCAAUGGCUUCUCGAGUGUAAUUUUAACAGAUCCUAAUAGAAGAGAAUGGCCAAUCAAACUCUCAUUCCAGAGAACUGGUCAGUUCCGGGCCAGAAUGGCCACAGGUUGGGUUAGUUUUUAUGCAUCAAAUAAGCUCCAAGAGGGAGAUGUUUGCGUUUUUGAAGUCAAUCGUAGUUCGCAGUGUAAUAAGAGUAUUAUGAUGGAUGUAAAGAUUUUUCGGGCUCCCCUCGUCCAUGGCAUAGAUUCUCUCAACUCUUAAUUGUUAUUCUUGCAUGAAUUCAGUUAGGAGUCAACUUUUGAAUCUUAUAUGUAGAAAGA
Messenger RNA from Sesamum indicum (sesame), 948 nucleotides. NCBI's taxonomy places the organism in Eukaryota, Viridiplantae, Streptophyta, Magnoliopsida, Lamiales, Pedaliaceae. The record is from RefSeq and is a predicted model, not a curated record.